Messenger RNA from Periconia digitata, 951 nucleotides. Lineage: Eukaryota; Fungi; Ascomycota; Dothideomycetes; Pleosporales; Periconiaceae. The record is from the annotation of a GenBank genome assembly.
UCGUUCUACUAUCGAUCACGAAAUGUUCACUUGGCUGGUGACAGUCGCGAACAUUGUGUGAUUAUUGAAUCCAAGACAUGUCACCGUGUAGACAAAAGGCCGACCUCUCCACAAUACACCUUUCAUGUCUUAAAGAGGGCCACUGGGAACAAAGACAAGUUUCCAAAUCUAACAAUAGUACUCUUCCACCAAAUUCUUUAUCCGUUUGUGUAUCUCGUAUAUAUACAAAGGUCGCCUUGUCUCUGUCGCCUACUCCAGCUCCGCACACCCCGAAAAAUCUACCCACAUACCUGGUUUUUGCAACCAUCAAUCAUUCACAAACACCAAUUGUCACCUGAGAUCAUCAUUUGCAAAAUCUCAUCAACUCAAAUCUCAAAAAGCAAAAAAGCACAGAGGCAUAUGCAGGACAACCACCAUAGCUACAACUCUGGCUUGCAAGGCCUUGAAAAUAGAACUGAGGAAAUGCCGCUUGCGCAGCGAAACCCAGCGCUCGCGGAGAAGAUUGAACAGAUGCGCCUCACCAUUGCACCCAUCGUCCAUGUUUGCACGGGCAAUCCUCCCGAUGCCUUCCCAACAUCCAUGCUCCAGCUCUUUCUCCUGACAGAACCUCAGCUAGAUGCCAUGGCCCACUACUAUUCUCAAGCGUCUCCCUCACCAGGCGACAAUGCACCAAAUCUCAAGCACGCGUAUCCCCAAACAAUGGACUGGACUAAACCGUUCCUCCAAAACGAUCCUAGCCUGCCGGACAGUUGCAAGCUCACUGAUGUGGAGCGGCUGAGGGUCAAGAUGCGCAUGUUCGCCCGCUUCAUUGGUAUGCGCGGUGCUGAGACACCUCGCUGGGAGUACGAGAGACAGGUUGAGAUUCUUAGAAACAAAAUUCAACGCAGCGUGCGAGAUGAGGAGGUUGCCCUGAACAAAUUCUAUAGGGGGCCUGACCCACGCAUGUCAUAG